Parasteatoda tepidariorum (common house spider) is the source of this 1416-nucleotide messenger RNA. The record is from RefSeq and is a predicted model, not a curated record. NCBI's taxonomy places the organism in Eukaryota, Metazoa, Arthropoda, Arachnida, Araneae, Theridiidae.
UCGUGACACCUGUGCCAUCAACAUCAGCUUCCCCUCUAAGAGCGAUUUCGCCCUUUGACUUUGUCAUACCGAGCAUGCUUCAAUUUUCAGAGGGUGAUGCUGACAUAUUUACCAGUGGCAUCACCAAAUCUCAGGUGUUAGGCCUUGUACACAUGAGGGCGUUAGAUGCCGCGUUAAGCGCUCGUUUGUCAAACGCGCGUUAGCCAAAUACAUAGAAACAAAUGGGAUCGUACACAUGCAAACGCGCGCUUUGAAUCAACGUCGCCAAAUCGCGACGCUUGUAGUUUUCACUUCAACCGCUACGUUUGCAGCGCGCUUCGAGUUACUAUACUGGGCAUUAGAACGUACACAUGUGCUCAGUCGAGCGCGCGCUUUUGCUCGGUUUUGACGUGAAUUGUGUGAUCUGUGAGUGAUCUUAACAUUGUUUUGAUCUGUUUGUGUAUGUACAAUGGAAGCGGAAGCGUUUGACACAGAAUUGUUUAUUGAUGAAGUCGAAAAAAGAAGAUGCAUCUGGGACACGGAGUGUCCAGAUUAUAAAAAUAGAGUCUUGAAAAAGUCUGCUUGGCAGGAGAUUGUGGAUGUGUUUGCAGAAAAAAACAUGACAAAGGAAGAGAAGACACUUUUAGAUAUAUAUAUUUUUUUUUCAGGCAAUACGUUGCAGAAAAAAUGGAAACAUGUUCGAGACAACUAUUCUAGAGAGCUAAAGAAACAAGAAACUUUGAAAUCUGGUUCUGGGGCAAGUAAGUCUAACCCAUACAUAUAUUUUCAACGCCUUCAGUUCUUGCAACCUAUUGUAACUAACAAAGCUGUUACUGAUAGCCUAGAAAACAGCAAUGAAUUGGAUGAUGAAACAGAAUUGCUGCAUUCUCAGCCACGUUCAGAUGAGCCCCAAACAAGGGCUGUUGAUAAGAACGUCAAUAGCAACAAAAGGUUUAAGAUAAACCCUGUGGACAAGCAAUUCAUUGAUAUUUUAAACAAAAGUGUUGCUCUUAGGGAACAAAGACAUGCAGAAGUUCCAAAUAAGGAUGAUGAUGACAAACUAUUUUGUAUGUCUUUGUACACUGAGCUCCAAAAAGUACCUGCACAUGGGCGGCUCCGUACAAAAAUACAGUUAUUAGAAGUCAUUCAGAGGGCCCAAGAAUUCUAUAACCCCUCACAAAUUCCCCAAGUGCCUCCGAGUUAUUACUCAUCGUACCCACCACCCCAGACAUUCAAUCAAAUGAAUUACGGAUCCAAUGUUCAAAGGCACCAAUUUCAAACGGUUCAAGAAAGUUCCUCCUCUGGAUUACUCAUGGGUUACAGCAGCCAAUCAGCACCAAUGAGCCCGACACCAUCUGUGGCAUCAACAGCACUAUCGCCAACGGACAGCACCAUUUCUCAAGCAAACACGGAUUUUUCUGAUAUUUACGAUUAAUA